AUGCGACAAUACCGGAUUAACUGGACCUGCCUAACGCCCAUCUCGCCAUGUCUCUUCCGCCCAGACAAUGCCCUCAAUCCCAAGUCAUUCUGCAUCGAAGGGGAUUCGCUCACCCAAGCGCACGUGGAUACCUGGGCUCAUAGAAUCAAGUUCAUCAACAGCUAUGGCCCGGCAGAGACUUGCUUCUGCACUGCAAGCGCGGUUGACCCACAGCGUUGGAGGCUGGGAGACGUUGGGGGCAUGUUUAGCGGGCUGGCCUGGAUUACUGUGAUUAAUGGCCCUAGCAGGCUUGCGUCAACUGGGGCUGUGGGUGAAUUGGUGGUUGAGGGGCCAGCUGUGGCGCGGGGACAUCUCAACAAUGAAAAUCAGACGCAUGCCAGCUUCAUUGACUACGGUGAUGACAGCAUCAUCCAGUUCAUUGGCCGCAGAGAUACGCAGGUCAAGCUCUGUGGCCAACGUGUUGAACUGAGUGAGGUCGAAUAUCAUAUACAUCGUGGCUUCCUUGGAUCCCAAGAGGUUAUCGCUGAAGUUAUUUUUCCUUUAAUCACACAGGCGCGGUCGAUGUUGAUUUGUUAUGUCUUCACAGGCAAGAGAGGAAAUGAAGGAGUAAAUGAAUAUAUUACUUCUCCAACAGCUAACUUCAAGCAGAGCGCGUCUCGAACGCUGUCACAACUUCGUGAAUAUUUGCCCGUUUACAUGGUCCCAACACCCCUCCUCCCCUUUGUCAAGAUCCCUUUGACUGGUGCGGGGAAGAUCAAUCGAAAAGAGCUCUGGCAAGUAGCCUCUGACUUGACACUCGCGGAGAUAGAAUUCUACAGCAGAUCCGCGGAUGCAAUUCAUGUAUCAAAGCGCGAGCCGAAAUCGCCUGUGGAGAUCAAACUGCACUUUAUCUGUGCUCAAGUGCUCAACCUCGAUCCCGACUCCAUUGGAAUUGACGACAACUUUUUCCAUCUCGGUGGAGACUCGAUCAGCGCCAUGCAAGUCGCAGCCAAGGCGAAAGCUGCCGGUCUAUCUUCUACCGCCAGAACUAUCCAGCAGUAUAAGACAAUAUCUGCAAUGGCUAUGCUACGCGCUCGCUUUCGGCAAGAAGAAAACGGGAACUUGGUGCAGCAAGUCCACGAUGACAUUAACGGUUCAUUUAUAUUCCGUCCUCACUCCGUAGACGAUGUUGCGGGUGCAGCACAGUCAGGGCAACAAUUCUUGUUCUUGGUUGCCCACGAAGCCCAUGCCAAGAUUUGCUCCAAUGGCUGGGGCUAUUUUACCUUUCGGUUCACGAAUCCCGAAGGAUGCGAGAAAUUUGGCACCACCGAAGUCCCUGAGAUUGCCCUGAACUAUUCUGGUCUUUAUCAGCAGUUGGAAGUAGAUAUUGCACUUCUUCAAUACACAGGUGAAUUAGACGAAACUGACUCGGAUAUCAUCAAAUCGGCAAAGCGUUUUGGGCUCAUUGAAAUUUCAGUGGGUAUGCACCAGGGUUGUCUACAGUUUGAUGUUGCGUAUAACCGACAUAUGAAGAAACAGAAGGAGAUCAUAAGUUGGAUUGACCUAUGUGAGGAUUUUCUGGUCGAUAUGGCCAAAUAA
Molecule: messenger RNA, 1578 nt
Organism: Aspergillus ruber CBS 135680
Lineage: Eukaryota; Fungi; Ascomycota; Eurotiomycetes; Eurotiales; Aspergillaceae
Product: acetyl-CoA synthetase-like protein
Exons: 3
Coding region: 1-1578 (525 amino acids)
Source: RefSeq, a predicted model, not a curated record